Messenger RNA from Serinus canaria (Common canary), 591 nucleotides. RefSeq names its product olfactory receptor 14J1-like. The coding region runs from base 4 to 591 and encodes 195 amino acids. The record is from RefSeq and is a predicted model, not a curated record. Gene Ontology annotation, cellular component: membrane. Gene Ontology annotation, biological process: G protein-coupled receptor signaling pathway. NCBI's taxonomy places the organism in Eukaryota, Metazoa, Chordata, Aves, Passeriformes, Fringillidae. The transcript has a single exon. Gene Ontology annotation, molecular function: olfactory receptor activity.
AUCAUGUGCUACGACCGCUACGUGUCCAUCUGCAAACCCCUGCACUACGGGACCCUCCUGGGCAGCAGAGCUUGUGCCCACAUGGCAGCAGCUGCCUGGGCCAGUGCCUUUCUCUACUCACUGCUGCACACAGCCAAUACAUUUUCCCUGCCCCUGUGCCAUGGCAAUGCCCUGGGCCAGUUCUUCUGUGAAAUCCCACAGAUCCUGAAACUCUCCUGCUCAAAUUCCUACCUCAGGGAAAAUGGGCUAAUUGCAGUUAGUGCCUGUUUGCUAUUUAGUUGUUUUGUGUUCAUUAUUUUCUCCUAUGUGCAGAUCUUCAGGGCUGUGCUGAGGAUCCCCUCUGAGCAGGGACGGCACAAAGCCUUUUCCACCUGCCUCCCUCACCUGGCUGUGGUCUCCUUGUUUUUCAGCACAGGCUCAAUUUCUCACCUGAAGCCCCCCUCCAUGUCCUCCCCAUCCCUGGAUUUGGCCCUGUCAGUUCUGUACUCGGUGGUGCCUCCAGCCCUGAACCCCCUCAUCUACAGCCUGAGGAACCAGGAGCUCAAGGCUGCAGUGUGGAGACUGAUGACUGCAUGGUUUCAGAAGCAUUAA